This is a messenger RNA of Trametes versicolor FP-101664 SS1, 273 nucleotides long. RefSeq lists its product as uncharacterized. The record is from RefSeq and is a predicted model, not a curated record. The annotation marks the transcript as partial. The transcript has a single exon. NCBI's taxonomy places the organism in Eukaryota, Fungi, Basidiomycota, Agaricomycetes, Polyporales, Polyporaceae.
CAGUUGGACAUACCGCUGACCAUUGAGAAUCCGGAGACGGGCGAGAAGACGGACUUAGUGGGCUUGGUGGACACUGGCUGUACGGGCUCUUGUGUUCAUAGAGACUUGGUUCGACGAGCUAGGCUUACAAUGCACCCAUUCGAGCAACCGAUUGCCGUUUACAAUGCGGACGGUACAGCGAAUGCGGGCGGCUCGAUUACCCACUACGUCAUCCUAUGGCUGCGCAUCGGAGAUCAUCGAGAACGUGUUCAGUUCUUGGUGACAGACUUGGGG